AUGGCGUUGGAGGACCUCUCGUUCGUGCUUCUCACCCGCGCGCUGUUCUGCGCCGGUCUCGGCGAAGACGGCGACGCGGACUACGACGGUCGCGGCGGCGGUUCCGUCGCCUUCGAGGCUGACCUCGCGUCGGACGCGGGAUCGACGUGGACCGCCGCGUGCGCGGCGGCGGCGCAGGGCUUGCGACACGUCGCGCUGAGCGGAUGGCGGCCGAUGGAAUCGCACGCGGUGGCGCGCGAGCUCGAGCACUGGUGCGACGUCGAUCCCCGUGACGGCGGCCCGGUCUCUACACCGGAGCGCGCGAUGCGCAUGGGCGCGUCGCUCGACCGCGCGCGGCGCCUCGUCGAGGCGCACACCGCCGCGGUGACGCGCGGAUUCGGCGACGCGCCGCGCGCGCUCGCCGAGGCGCUCGGCGUCCGCGCGGACGACGGCGGCGACUUCGUGGACGCGUCUGUCAGAGGCGGCGUCCCGUUCCAGCUGUCCAGGCUUCUCGCGCCGAUGCUGCGCGCGACCGCGAAGGCGGCGGGGCGCGUGGACCAGUCCAGAAAGUCGAUCGUGACGGGCACGGCGACGGGGAAACUCGUGCGAUGCGACGCGCUGGAGCCCGGCGCGCUCCUCGGGAGCGAGCACGACCCCACGAUCGUCUUCGUCGCGAAAGCGCUCGGCGACGAGGAGAUCACCGCGGCUGGGAGCAAGGUGGUCGGCAUCGUCGCCGGACGCGCGCUGCACCCGGAAUGCCACCUCGCGAUUCGAUCGCGACAGGAGGGCGUGCCGCUCACGGCGACGCCGUCGCCCGAGGGCGCGAAGCACGCCGCCGACGCGGUGCGCCAGCUUUUGGGCGAAUGGGUGACGCUGAACGUGACGUCCAACGGCGUGCUGCUCGGGCGAGCUUCCCGGGACGACAUCUCGCGCGCGAGGGACGCCGCGGUGCGAUACGACCGGUCCAUACGCGACGACCGCGGCGUGGUGACGCGCGCGGCGCCGAGUGAGAGGGACGGCGGCGCCGCCGCGGUCGUGUCGGUGCGCGCGUUGCGAGACGCGACGACGGAGACGGCGGGCGCGAAAGCCGCCGCCGCGGGCGCGCUGCUACGCGUGGCGGACCGACCGGGGUGCCCGUUCACCGCCCCGGAGGGGUGCGUCGUGCCGUACGGCGCGCUCGAGGCGAUCGCGCGGCGCGCGAACGCGGAGGAGGCGCUGAGACGCCACGCCGAGAACGCCGACGACGCCGCGCGCGUCGGCGACGCGCCGCGACUUCGCGCCGCGUGCGACGCCGCGAAAGCGCUGAUCGAAUCGCUGCCGUUCCCGACGGAGAUCGCCGCGACGAUCGCCGCGUCGUUCGUCGACGUCGUCGCUCGUCGUCGCGCCGCCGUCGGAGGCGGGGGCGGCGCGUCCGACGUCGACGUCGCGGCGGCGUCGACGCUCGUGGCGCGCGUGUCGUCCAACGUCGACGACCUCGCCGGCACCGCCGGUCGCGGCGUGUACGACGUCGUCGUCGGCGUGCCGGCGUCGUCCCCCGACGCCGUCGCGCGCGCGGUCCUGAAGGUCAUGGCGAGCGCGUACUCCGAGACCGCGGUGAUCAACCGCCUCGCGUGCGGGCUAGACAGCGCUGAUGCGCGCGUCGCCGCGAUCGUCUCCGAGACGGCGCCCGCGGCGACCGCGUUCGAGCUCGACACCGGCGGCGUCGCGUCGCCGACGCUCCACGCGGACGUCGUCGUCGGGUUCGGUCACUCGCACGCGCGCGUCGGCGCCGGCGCGCGCGGGUCGCCGUGGCGGCUGCGCGUGGAUAAGCGCGACGGGAGCGUGGAGACGUGCGCGUUCGCGUCGCUGAGCACGUCGCUGACGUUGCGCGCGCUCGACGAGAAUUGCGGCGGCGGCGCGCGGCUGCGGCGAGAGGCGGCGGAUUACAGCAAGCAACCGCUGAGCUUGGACGCGGACGCGCGCGUUGACGCGGGGAGGAAGCUCGCCGCGGUCGGCGUCGCGCUCGAGCACGAGUUCGACGGCGCGGCGCAGAUCGUGGAGGGGUGCGUGGACGGCGACGGCGUCGUGUGGGCGGUGCAGAGCAGGAACGCGCCGAGGGAGUGAUGAGUAGGAGUGAGUAGGAGCGAUCGGACGGAUCGGCGGCUCGAGAUCGCUUGCUUCAUAUUAUCGAAAACGCAAAAGG
This is a messenger RNA of Micromonas pusilla CCMP1545, 2161 nucleotides long. RefSeq lists its product as uncharacterized. The record is from RefSeq and is a predicted model, not a curated record. NCBI's taxonomy places the organism in Eukaryota, Viridiplantae, Chlorophyta, Mamiellophyceae, Mamiellales, Mamiellaceae. The transcript has 2 exons. Bases 1 to 2082 code for a protein of 693 amino acids. Gene Ontology annotation, biological process: phosphorylation. Gene Ontology annotation, molecular function: kinase activity; ATP binding.